This is a messenger RNA of Odocoileus virginianus texanus, 705 nucleotides long. NCBI's taxonomy places the organism in Eukaryota, Metazoa, Chordata, Mammalia, Artiodactyla, Cervidae. The record is from RefSeq and is a predicted model, not a curated record.
GCUUCCAGGCCGCCCUGGUCCCGCUCGCUGGGCUUAGCUGGGCGAGCGGAAACGCCUCCACUUUUCAAAACAAAGAGGAGAAGCGGGAGGCGUGUGUGGCGCGCAGGGCUCAGAUAGGUCUCUUCUGCCCGGGCGCUUCAGCAUCGCUGGGGGACAAUGGAGGGGAGCCUGGGAAGCGGCCGGCGCUCGAGGUCAGACGGUCAGCCGGCGCCUGCGAAGAUCUCGCCGGCCACAGAGGAGCUGCAGAGCCGCUUGCAGGAGACCCUGGACUUGCUAUCCUCGCAGGAGCUGCGCAGCUUCCGCGACCACCUUAAGAAAGUAGAGCCGCGCGCGAGCCAGGUGAAGCUGGAGCUGGAGGGCCACAGCUCGUCGGGGCUGGCCGGGCUUCUUGCCAAGCUCUAUCCGCCGGCCGCCGCCAAGCGCGUCCUUGUCCAGGUGCUGGAGCUGCUGCCCCGCGCAGACCUGCUGCCGCGCUGGCAGAGCGCCCCCACCGAUUGCCCUGUGAUUCCACGAAAGAUUCCAAAGAGAAGCUACGACUGUGUGGAUGGUGAAUUGGACCAUUAUGACCUACGUGGCAGGCGGGAGGCCUUCCUCAUGUGUGUGAAGAAGAACAGGCCAGGAGCUCACCAGGAUGUCCAACUGAUGAAGGAUUGGCUUAACGAGUGCAAGUUCGAACAGACGUUGUGCAUCGAUCCUGACAAAAUG